Molecule: messenger RNA, 1052 nt
Organism: Trematomus bernacchii (emerald rockcod)
Lineage: Eukaryota; Metazoa; Chordata; Actinopteri; Perciformes; Nototheniidae
Gene: tomm20a
Product: translocase of outer mitochondrial membrane 20
Exons: 6
Coding region: 34-474 (146 amino acids)
Biological process (GO): protein import into mitochondrial matrix; tRNA import into mitochondrion; protein targeting
Cellular component (GO): mitochondrial outer membrane translocase complex; mitochondrial outer membrane
Molecular function (GO): transmembrane protein transporter activity
Source: RefSeq, a predicted model, not a curated record
UCAGCAGCGUGCCUCGCCUCAAUAGUCUCAGAUAUGGCGAGCGGUCGGACGGCUGCAGUUGUGGCCGGGGUGUGUGGGGGCCUUUUCGUCGCAUAUUGUAUUUAUUUUGACAGAAAACGGCGGAGUGACCCUGGCUUCAAAGAAAAACUACGUGAACGUAGAAGAAAACAAAAUGUGUCUAGUGACAAGUCUGGACUGGCAAGGCUACCUGACCUGAAGGAUGCGGAAGCUGUUCAGAAAUUCUUUCUGGAAGAAAUCCAGCUUGGAGAGGAGCUCCUUUCACAAGGUGACUUUGAGAAAGGCGUAGACCACCUGACGAAUGCGAUUGCAGUUUGUGGUCAACCUCAGCAGCUGCUUCAGGUGCUCCAGCAGACGCUGCCACCUCCAGUCUUCCAAAUGCUGCUCACCAAACUGCCCACCAUCAGCCAGCGUAUCAUCAACUCUCAGCCUUUAUCAGAAGAUGACGUUGAAUGAAAGUGUUCUCGAUGGAAGUCUGCUAGUGAUCAUCAGCUCUCCGUCUGUAACGAAGAUUUAGUCGAAUGUAUGCGCUUGCGGGUGAGAUUGCUCGGAUGUUCUGACUACUUCAUACUGAUGUUUGUGCACUGUUUGGGGCGUGUGACUGCAGUUGUGAGUGAUUAUGGCUAAGCUUGACCUUUGGACAUCAGGUGAAUGAUCACUCUUUUAUCAUGGCACUCCGAGGUGAAAUAAGCCUGCAGGGUGAUGUUUGUAGGAGUGGUGAAACGCAUUCCAUCUUAUCUUGUUCCCACCAGAUCUCUUGUUUUCUAUCAUUCUAUUAAUUUCCCUCAGAAGUAAUGUGCUUUAUUCUGCUGGUAUGUUAUGUGCUUAAUAAAGAAAACCACAUAUGUAAAUAAAUUGUUACUUAUUGCUGUGCACAUACUCUACAUGUGAAGUGUUUAAGAGUGCCUUCACUAAACUCAACACUUUUUUUGUGCACUAUUUAGUUGUCGAAUAAUUUUAUUUUUAUAUUUCAGUCUUGCAUCUCUGGUCAUAUUUUUGUGUGUAAAAUCCUACAAUAAAAAAAUGAAAACACA